GACAGCUGGGGCAGCUCAGGACACACCUGGGGACACACCUGGCGACAGCCACCUCGAUCUCCAUGGCAACGGCCCCCGAACACCUGGAUCUCCAUGGAAACAGCCCAAAACUCACUGAUCUCCAUGGAAACCGCCCCGAACCUGUUGAUCUCCACGGAAACGACCUCGAACUCUUCAAUCUCCAUGGCAACCACCAUGAACUCCUUGAUCUCCGUGGAAACUACCCCAAACUUGGUGAUUUUCUUGGAAACCACCCCAAACCCAUCGAUCUCCAUGGCAACGACCAUGAACCCCUCAAUCUCCAUGGAAACCAACCCAAACUUGUCGAUCUCCAUGGAAACGACCCCAAACCCAUCCAUCUCCACGGCAACCACCCAAAACCUGUUGAUCUCCAUGGAAACCAACCCAAACUUGUCAAUCUCCAUGUAAACGACCCCAAACCCAUCGAUCUCCAUGGCAACAACAUCGAACUCCUUGAUUUUCAUGGAAACCACCCCAAACCCAUUGAUCUCCAUGACGACCACCCCGAACCCCUCGAUCUCCAUGGAAACGACCCCGAACCCCUCGAUCUCCAUGACGACCACCAUGAACCCCUCGAUCUCCAUGAAACCACCCUGAAACCCUCGAUCUCCAUGGAAACCACCCCGAACCCCCCGACCUCCACGACAGCGACGCCCCUCCCCAGCUGUUCCACCCGCGGGGCCCCGCCCGGCGCCGCCGCGCCGCGCCGCGCGCCUGCAAGGAAACCUUCUCGGUGUUCUACCACGAGUCGGACGCCGACACGGCCACGGCCACCUCGCCGCCCUGGAUGGAGAACCCCUACGUCAAGGUGGACACCGUGGCCGCCGAGCACCUGGCGCGCUGGCCGGGGAGCGGCGGCGGCGCCGGGCCGCGGGGCCGCGUCAACCGCAAGGUGCUGCGGCUGGGCCCGCUGAGCCGCGCCGGCUUCUACCUGGCCUUCCAGGACCUGGGCGCCUGCAUGGCGCUGCUCUCCGUGCGCCUCUUCUUCCGCCGCUGCCCGGCCGCCACCGCGCGCCUGGCGCGCUUCCCGGCCACCGUGCCCGCCGAGCUGGUGGCGCCCGUGGCCGGGGCCUGCGUGCCGGGCGCCGUGCCGGCGGGCGAGGGCCGGCCGCUGAUGUACUGCCGCGAGGACGGGCGCUGGGCCGAGCCGCCCGCGCUGGGCUGCGUCUGCGGGGUCGGCAUGGAGCCGAGCGAGGGGACGGGGUGCCGGCCCUGCCCCCCCGAGACGUUCAAGGCGGAGGCGGGGGGGGGUCGCUGCCGGCCCUGCCCCCCCCAGAGCGAAGCCCCCUCCCCCGGCGCCGCCGCCUGCCCCUGCCGGGCCGGCUUCUUCCGCGCCCCCGGAGAGGGACCCCCGGACCGCUGCUCCGCGCCCCCCUCGGCCCCCCGCGCGCUGGCGGCGCAGGUGAACGGCUCGGGGGUCCGCCUGUCCUGGAGCCCCCCCCGGGCGGGGGGCGAGCGCCCGGACCUGCGCUACCACGUGGGGUGCCGGGCGUGCCCCCCGCCCCGGGGCGCGCCCCCCGCCUGCGGGCCCUGCGCCGGCCUGGCCUGGACGCCCCCUCCCCAGGGGCUGCGGACCCCCGCGGUCAGCGCGGCCGGGCUGCGCCCCCGCCUCACCUACAGCUUCCGGGUCAGCGCCCGCAGCGGGGUCACCCCCCCCGGGACCCCCGAGCCCCCCGCGGCCGAGAUCAACGUCACCGCGGGGGCCGACGUGCCGCCCCCCGUGUGGGACGUGGUGCGCGUGGGGGAGGGGCCCGGGGGGGUCACCCUGGCCUGGCCCAGCCCCCCCCCGGGCCCCCCCGGGCCCCCCGUGCUGGACUACGAGGUCAAGUUCUACCAGAAGUGCCGCGGCCGCGGGCGGAGCUGGGGGGGCUGCGCCGGGGGGGGCUCUACGGGGUGCGGGUGCGGGCGCGCUCGCCGGGGGGCUACGGCGACUUCGGGCCCGAGACCACCGUCAGCAUCCCGGGCAGUGAGGGGUCCCGGGGGGGUCCCGGGGGGGGCCGUGGCCGGAGCCGCUGCCCUGGGGGGGCUCCUGGUGCUGGCGCUGCUGGGGGGGGCCCUGCUCGGCCUCAGGCGCUGGCGGCUCCGGGCGGAGAAACGGCAACGAGACCCCGGGGGGCGCGGCGGCGUGUUCUACAUCGACCCCCUGACCUACGAGGAGCCCGAGGUGGCGCUGAGGGACCUGGCCCAGGAGAUCGACGUCACCUGUGUCACCAUCUGCGAGGUCAUCGGGGCAGGCGAGUUCGGCGAGGUGUGGCGCGGGCGGCUGGCGCUGCCGGGCCAGCCCGAGGCCGAGGUGGCCGUCAAGACGCUCAAGGGCGGCGCGGGCGAGCGGCAGCGGCGCGAGUUCCUGCGCGAGGCCGCGCGCAUGGCGCAGUUCCUGCACCCCAACGUGCUGCGGCUGCGCGGCGUCGUCAGCGCCGGCUCGCCCGCCAUGAUCGUCACCGAGUUCCUGGAGCACGGCGCGCUCGACGCCUUCCUCAGGGUGGGGACACCGAGGGGACAAUGGGGACGGCCGGGAGGGGGACGCUGUCCCCGCUGCAGCUGGUGGCCAUGCUGCGCGGCAUCGCCGCCGGCAUGCGCCUACCUGGCCGAGGCCGGCUUCGUGCACCGCGACCUGGCCGCGCGCAACAUCCUGGUGGACGCGCACCUCGUCUGCAAGGUGUCCGACUUCGGGCUGUCGCGGGCGCUGGAUGGGACAGGGACAACGACCCCACCUACACCAGCUCCCUGGUGA
Messenger RNA from Passer domesticus (house sparrow), 2755 nucleotides. Its product is annotated as ephrin type-B receptor 4-like. Gene Ontology annotation, molecular function: protein binding; ATP binding; transmembrane-ephrin receptor activity. Gene Ontology annotation, biological process: axon guidance; protein phosphorylation; ephrin receptor signaling pathway. Gene Ontology annotation, cellular component: plasma membrane; dendrite. The coding region runs from base 809 to 2755 and encodes 648 amino acids. The record is from RefSeq and is a predicted model, not a curated record. The transcript has 11 exons. Lineage: Eukaryota; Metazoa; Chordata; Aves; Passeriformes; Passeridae.